UAACAGUUUCAAGUCAGCAGGCAAACUCAAAGGUUUGCCAACACAAAAGAGCUCCCUUCUGUUAAACCAAAAAGCAGUGCACUUUGAACCCCGGACGCAAUGAGCAACAAAAGCGGGGAAGUGGUGCUCGUAACCGGCGGCAGUGGAUUUCUGGGUCAGCACCUCAUCAAGCAAUUGCUGGAGCGGAAGGAGGAGCUGGGCAUCAAAGAGAUCCGUUCACUGGAUAUUGUACCCUACAAGAACAACAUUGGACAUGAGGAGACCACCUUGCUGCACACCUAUGUGGCUGAUAUCGGAGGCGAUCGGGAGGCACUCAGUCCCAUUUUUGAAGGGGUGGACGGGGUCUUCCACUGCGCCGCCUCGGUGAAAAUCGAGUAUCCACCCAACUACGAUGAACUGGAGCGCGUGAAUGUGAACGGUACUUUAUCCGUGGUCGACCUGUGCAUCCAAAAUAAUGUCAAGCGUCUGGUUUACACCAGCUGUACAUCCGUUUGCUUUGUGCCCUUCAAGGGGCGUAGUACCUUCUCAGCUGUAAUUAACUCCACGGAAUCCAAGACAGACACACCAACUCUAGAUAGUUCCAACUUGUGGGACCAGGACAGCCAGUUCCUUGUACCAGGAUACGCGUCCAGCAAACUGAGAGCAGAAAACAUAGUGCUCAACUCAAAUGGAGCUCCUCUAAAUAACCAAAAAGAAUACCUGGCCACCAGCGCCAUUCGUGCCCCGUUGACCUAUGGCGAGUGUGAUUCGCUCUUCAUCACAGAGCUCUUCGACUAUCUUUCUUCCAGGGGAUGGGUUUUCCCAAGGAUCGCGGGAGUGGGUGGCAAGCAGCAGUUGGUCUACGCUGGAAAUGUGGCCUGGGGACAUAUCUGCGCCUAUAAGACCCUGAAAGUAUCCGACAAAGCUGUGAAUGGUUUGCCCGUCUUUGUCACCGAUGAUACGGGCAUCAAUGAUGUAUCGAGAUUUGUCCAGAAGAUGGCAGUGCUGGGCGAACGGUUCAAGGUGAAGACUAGCUGGUGGUACAUACCCCACUUCCUAUUCUUCUUUUUGGCCUUCCUGCUGGAGGUGGUGGUAAGGGUGGCUUACCCUUACACUAAGUACCGCCUGCGGUAUUCCCUACGCGCUAUCGCCUCCUACACGUCCUCGAUGCUGAUGUAUAAUCGGUUAAGAGCCUCCAUUCACAUGGACUACAUGCCACUCUUCGAUCCGGAUACGAGUGCCGAGCGGAGUGCCAAGUGGUAUGCCAGGUGGUGGGACGAAAGGCAGAAGGCCAAGAAGCUCAAGAAGUCCAGCUGAGUGGGGCUAAUCCCGCAUUACGAUAGUAUACUUCCCGAUAUCCUGAGUGGAUUUGUGUUUACUGCCCCGCUUGAUGUCCUGUAAAUAUCCUGUUAAAUAAAGUGGUUGUUGUUCUUUUUA
Molecule: messenger RNA, 1416 nt
Organism: Drosophila eugracilis
Lineage: Eukaryota; Metazoa; Arthropoda; Insecta; Diptera; Drosophilidae
Product: 3 beta-hydroxysteroid dehydrogenase/Delta 5-->4-isomerase
Exons: 4
Coding region: 100-1296 (398 amino acids)
Biological process (GO): steroid biosynthetic process
Molecular function (GO): 3-beta-hydroxy-Delta5-steroid dehydrogenase (NAD+) activity
Source: RefSeq, a predicted model, not a curated record